AUGGAUGACGAUGAUGUUCAAAUUGGUAUUCAAGAAGUGCCUCCUAUUCGAACUAUUGAUACAAAUUUUGAUAUUCCUAAUAUUCGAAAAAUAAAAUUUCCUGAUGGCUCAUUAAUCAGCUGUGAACAUGCAAUUAGAAUCGAUAAUAAUAACAGAACGCAAUCAGAAGUAUUGGAUACAUUACUCAGUGGUGCUUUACAAACUCGUGGACAUUCAUUAAUGGAAGAUCAAUUCUUUAAUUUAAAUGACAUAGAAUUGGAAGCAAUGAGCAAAAAAUAUAAAAUAGCAUUCCAACGAUGUACUAUUGAAUUAGACUCUACCACUGAUAACUAUGUAUUUAGCGCUGUAUAUCACUAUCAAACGCUUCCUGUAGUUUAUGUAAUUGAUUAUGGAAGAGAAGUUAUUGCUCUUUGUAUUUCAUCUAAUUCAUAUUUAUAUAAUCUUUAUCGAGAACUGAAUAACAAUCGGAAUAACACAGCUAUACUGCAUUUUAAACUAGCGUGCUAUUAUGAGCAAAGAGCAGAAGAAAAUGAUUACAACUUAGCUUUAUGGCAAAAUGCUUGUUAUCAUUAUGCCCAAGUUCUUAAUUAUAAGAGAAAUACUGGAUUGAUAUAUUCGGCUACAAUAGGUAACUGUAAAUGUCUUGUACAAUUAGGUAAAUAUGGUUGUGCCAGAAAAAAAUUAGCGAAAUUAUAUCAUUUAUAUGGUUCCGCACAACACUGGCUUCUGUUAGCCAAAAUACAACGAAGAACAGGGCAGAAUGAUAAAGCAAUAGAAACUAUAAAAAAAUGUUUUAUAUAUGAAGAUAACGAUAGGAAAGUCUUAAUGGAACAAAAAUUAAUUAAACAGAAAGAUACAAGAGAGCAAACACUAAGCAACAAUGCAUUAAAUGAUCGAGAAGGUCUAACACGAAAAACAUAUAAUGAAUUAGUAUACAAUAUUUUAUCAAUUGAUGGAGGUGGCUUUAGAGGACUUAUACCAGCUAUCUGGCUAGCAGCUAUUGAACGAAAAACAAAACAUCAUUGCUCGUCUAUGUUUCAAAUGUUGGCUGGUACAUCAACAGGUGCUAUUAUUGCUUGUGGUCUUUCGAUGCCUUCUGCAUUAAAAAUCGAAGAGACCCAUUAUAGAGCAACCGAUAUUGUUGAGCUAUAUAAGAACCACGCAAACGAAAUUUUUAUCCCUGCAACACGUCGUCGGUUGCUUUAUCGAUGGUGUACGCAAUCAUCACGUUAUUCAAGAAGUGGUCGUGAAAAUCUUUUCAAUCGGUAUUUCAAAGGUGUUUUAUUAAGUAAUUGUAUAACGGACAUCGUUGUACCAGCUGUAGUAGCGGAUCGUACUCGUACUCAACUUUUCACACGCUAUGAUGCACGACUAGGAAAUAUUCGACCUCCUUAUCUAGUAGAUGUUCUGAUGAGUACUACGGCUGCUCCGACUUAUUUUCGCCCACAUGCAUAUGAUUACUCGGCUUAUAUUGACGGUGGUGUUCAGAUGAAUAAUCCAACCAUGGCUGCUUAUUCAGAAGCUUUACGUUACGGUUAUCACAAUAAAAAUAUAUUCGUAUUAUCCUUAGGUACUGGUGAUUACAUUCAUAAUCCAUUACAGUGGCCAACUGCAAAUCGUAACUGCUAUUUUUGGCUACGUAAUAGAAAAAUUAUUCUAAAAAAUCUUUUUGAUAUUGCACAAAAUAAUAUAGAUUAUCAAAUGAGUAUGAUCUUGAAUGAAAAUAAUUAUCAUCGUUGGCAAAUAUGGUUUGAAGAUGAAAUAUUACUAGAUGAUUAUGGUCCUGAAACUAUAGAAAUUUUAGAAGAUUAUGCAUAUACAUUUUUAGAGGAAUUAGAAGGCCGUGAUGAUAAUAAACGAUUGGGCGUUGUAUUAGACCGAUUGGAUUAG
Molecule: messenger RNA, 1890 nt
Organism: Adineta steineri
Lineage: Eukaryota; Metazoa; Rotifera; Eurotatoria; Adinetida; Adinetidae
Source: the annotation of a GenBank genome assembly